Molecule: messenger RNA, 664 nt
Organism: Dimorphilus gyrociliatus
Lineage: Eukaryota; Metazoa; Annelida; Polychaeta; Dinophilidae
Source: the annotation of a GenBank genome assembly
AGUUCUGCGCCAUUGUUCGGUCUAACAUGAAAUCGGUCGCAUAAAUGGACGAUUACCGCUAGUUGUAAUUGUGAAAAAGGAUUGACGCCUAUUAACGAGAAUGCCGAGCAAGAAGCGGAAAAAGAAAAAGAAGGCGACAAAGAAAAAUAGCACUAGUCUUCAGCCGAGUAAGGGAAAUGAAGACGAAGACGAAGAAGAGGUAGAAAAUAUUGUCGAUCCUAAUCAAUUGAAGUUUAUAUAUUCGAAAUGCGUUAAAAAAGUUAUUCAAUCUAUGGAGGAGAAGAAAAAUGCGGAGAGCGUUGAAUUGGAACUGCCUCUAGUCUGUUCAUACUCAGGAUUUCAUAUUGAAUUAUCACCUUUUCCCGAGAUUUUCGCUCACGUGAAACAUGGGAAGAACAGUAAGUUCAAUGAAGUUUUACCACAAAAGAGUACAGAAUCUCUCCCACCGAUUACAAUUGCCGAGAAGCAAAUGCUUGAAAGAAAGCCUCUCUUACGAACUGAUACAUCUUACAGUAAUUCAACUGCAUUAAGCCCUAGUCGUCGACCUAAGAAAGCAACAGUAAAUUUCAUAGAGGACAGAAUUAAUCCUAAGCGAACGGUUACUCUUCCGCCCAUAUUUGCAUUAACAAGAACGCAAACAACUGGUACUAUGAACCUAUCGUAG